AUGCCAGCUAUUGGAGACAUGCUGGUGUUGGUCUUUGCCCUCUUGGGAUCAACCCAAUGUCAAAAUUUACCAAGCUUCGAUCUCCUGGAGGAGCUCCGUGUUCCAGAGUCAAGAGGGGUGAGGAGAGUGAAUGGGUCUGAACCCGAGGCGGUCGCCUACCGCGUCAACCCCUCCAUCCAUCUACAGAGGUCCAUGAGUGAUGUGUACCCAGAUGGCCUGCCCUCCGACUACUCCGUCAUCGCCACGUUCAAGGUGACCCAAGGCGCUGCCCGGACUUCCUGGAACCUGUGGCAGGUCAGUGACCCUGAGGGGCGCGAGCAGGUGGGCGUGCGUUUCCACGGGGAGGCACAUUCUUUGGAUUUCUUCUACACUGGUCCCCAUGGCACCCGGAUGCUGCGGACCUUCCACGGGCUCGAGAAGCUGUUUGACGGGGAGUGGCACAAGCUAGCGCUGAGUGUGAGGGGUGGCCAGGUGAAGCUGCUGGUGGACUGCACCGAGGUCAGCGCGGAGCCCAUUGACGAGCCGAGGCCCGUCAUCCGCCGGGGGUACACCACCAUCGUCAAGCGGGCCGCAAGAGACCGCUCAGUCGCUGUUGAUCUUCAGCAGAUGGAGGUGUCCUGUGAUCCAGAGCAGGCUUACUCAGAAGGCUGCUGCGAGCUUUCCAGCGUGUGUGGAGGGUACGCAGAAAUCGGCCUGACCGCUGGAAGGCCGACCUGCAAAUGUAUGCAUGGACAACCUGGAAUUCAGGGACCUUCAGGACCAAAGGGUCAUAGAGGUCUCCCAGGAAAUACAGGGGAACCAGGAAGACUGGGAAACUGGGGGAUUAUGGGAAACACAGGAGACUACGGCCACAUUGGUGAGCCCGGCCCCAAGGGGGAUCAAGGAAUGAAAGGGGAGAAAGGGAUGAGGGGGCUCCGGGGCCAAGUGGGGGACAGAGGAGUCAAGGGGCUGAAAGGAUUAAAAGGAGCAGGGGGCUUUAAGGGAGUUCGGGGCCCAUCUGGAGUGAUUGGAGAGACCGGAGAAAAAGGAGAAGUCGGUCCUCAAGGUGAAAAGGGACACGAAGGCAUCCUGGGGUACCAGGGAGUUAAGGGAGAAGAAGGGGCCCCUGGCAAAGAAGGGCCACGUGGCUCUCGGGGAAAGCAGGGUGUUGUGGGAGAUCCAGGGGAGAGGGGAACUCCAGGAGAAAAGGGGAAACCGGGCAUCCAAGGACCUAAGGGGAGAACUGGCACCAUUGGACCAAAGGGCAUUGUUGGAGAUCCUGGUUUUCGGGGCAGAGAUGGAGACCCAGGAAUAGAGGCUUAUCAAGGACCGCAAGGCCCCGAUGGCGGAAGUGGUCAGAGUGGAACGAAGGGAGAAAAAGGCGCCCUGGGGCCACCGGGAGAAAUGGGUCCUCAAGGUCGAGCUGGCCCAAGAGGUUACAAGGGUUCUGCAGCAAAGCCAGGAAGACCUGGAUUUAUUGGACCGCCUGGACCAACUGGACACGUGGGUGUACCCGGCAGACCAGGGCCCAAGGGAGACACAGGAACUCAAGGAGUCCGAGGAGUUGAAGGUGCAAAGGGACAAGAAGGGAAAAAGGGCCCGAAAGGCAAGGUGGGGGACAGGGGCAAGCAGGGUCCCCAGGGCGGACGGGGCAAGCGUGGCCCAGCUGGUGAGUCUGGACGCUCAGGCCCUGUUGGAGUCAAGGGAGUCCGAGGUGAAGGAGGGCCAGCUGGGUUUCGGGGGCCACCUGGCCCACCGGGCCCGGCCCUCCCUGCUCAACAUGUGAUCGAGGUCUGCAAGAGAGUGGUACUGGAACAGAUGUCCACUUUUGCCAACUCAGUGAAGAGGACGUGUGCUGCAGUGUGUCCUCUCUAUGGGGAUGUGCCCAUGGGUGCCUCCGGCCCACCGGGACAAAAAGGACCCCCUGGACCCCCCGGUGAUGUUGGCAUGGAUGGCGUGGAUGGAGAAGUGGGCCAGCAGGGGUUCUACGGAGAAGCUGGAGAGCCGGGCAGACAAGGAGAGAGAGGUGACAGAGGAGAAGCGGGUGAUAAAGGAGCUAAGGGCUACGGCCUGCCUGGCACCAUGGGAGACCAGGGACCUGCAGGUCAGCGCGGUCGUCCUGGCAGAGUCUUCAACGGCCAGCCAGGGAAGCCGGGGGAGAGGGGACACGUCGGCCGGCCGGGGCUGAGGGGUCACCCGGGUCUGAGAGGGGUCCCCGGCGUGUGCGUGACCUCCGGGUGCGAUCUGCCCAACGCCACGGCUGGAACGCCUCGACCCACAGCCCAGAGGCCGAGGAGACGCCCCUGA
Molecule: messenger RNA, 2286 nt
Organism: Lampris incognitus (smalleye Pacific opah)
Lineage: Eukaryota; Metazoa; Chordata; Actinopteri; Lampriformes; Lampridae
Product: collagen alpha-1(IX) chain
Exons: 26
Coding region: 1-2286 (761 amino acids)
Source: RefSeq, a predicted model, not a curated record